CCUGUAGCCUCAAAGCAAUCUGCAAACAUGGCUGCAAAGUAAGUGCCACGGCGAAGGUUUACCAAAGUGUCGUGAAACUCAUGUAAGAAUCCAGUAGCAGGUAUCGCGUUGUGGGCAUAGUGUUUUGCGAGGGUAGCCAAGAUGGGCGGGGGAAAGUUGGUGCUGUUGAAGGAGGUAAGCUGCAGCUGCCUACUUGAAUGUUAACCAAGGUGGAAGUAUAGCAGAAUUUUAAAAAUGCUGCUCCGCCGUAAAAUUCCUUCGGGGAGCGGUGCAAGAGGACAGGCUAGUGCAAAUGGCGACACAACGCAAGAGAAGUCGGAGAGUGAACUAGAAGACUGUCAACGUCUCUGCACUUCUGGGAUAUCAUCAAAGCCCAAGAUGAAGACAAACUUUUUCAAAUCGCUGCGCGAACACUGGCGAAAGCGAAAAACGAAGCUUGCUGUGCAGAAUAGUGCUGAAGUAUGCUCAGGACCACCAGAGCCAAACAGUCGAAAAAGAGACGUGACCGUGUACUGCGCAAGAUCGUCGUUAACUGCACCCGACUUGCAUGAAGAUUCACCCAAUGACGCCAAUGACAAUUAUGUUCGUGCCGGAGUUCGUUCGGAUGGUGAAAGCGCGUGCAAUGAUGCUGAUGGCGAGACUGAAUCACCGCGUCACGAUCUGCCCUCAUCUUCGUCGUUCGCAGCCCCUUCUGUACCUGACAGACAGGCAGGAUCUGUCAGGGGUGUCGCAGAACAUUUCACGCACAGCCAACCGAAUUUCGAGCAGCGUGGAACAUCAUGCAAUAUUGAGGAAGUAUUAGGGAGACAGCUUCCAGCAACAAAUAAUCGAUGCUUGUCUCAACCGGUCACUGUGCAUGGCCACAGCUACACGAGUACAGCAUGCGAAGAUGAUUGGAAAAGGACUGGCGCGCACGACGACACCACGCAGUCGGCAGGUGUUGCUGGAGGCACAGACAGAUUACGCAGCGAAGCCUCCGUAAUUUCGUCUGCUGCGGAAGGACCGCAGGUUCCUCCUCGGCAGACCCUGUGCGACGGUACGCCAUCAGUGUUUGUCCCCGUGUUCCCGGAAACGGAUGGUCGAGAAGACUCAAGGAUCAGUAGUCUAAGUGAGGAAUUGUUCAAGUUAUCUAAGCACGGUUGGUACUGGGGGCCGAUUACGCGGGGCGAAGCCGAAGAGAAGCUGGCUGACCAGCCUGACGGUGCUUUCCUUGUACGAGACAGCUCUGACGACAGAUACUUGCUGAGUCUUACGUUUAAGUCGUAUGGCAAAACGUUGCAUACGAGAAUUGAGCACUGCAAUGGUCUAUUCAGCUUCUAUGCUCAGUCUGGACCUGAGGGUCGUGCCUGCAUUGUUGAUCUUAUCCAAGAAUCUAUGAACUAUUCUCAGUCAGGUGUGUUUUGCUAUUCACGGGGUCGAAGCCCUGGUGUUCCCUCUUUCCCAGUGCGGCUCAUCAAACCUGUGUCACGACUUACUCAUGUUCGGUCUUUACAAUACCUUUGUCGCUUUGUGAUCCGGCAGUACACACGCUUUGACCACAUCCAAAGACUUCCACUACCAUCUCGAAUUAAGGGCUACCUUGAAGAGGGGCACUACUGAAAGCUACAAGUUCAGUCUACAGGCCCAGAAGCUCCAGGAGUAUAGUAUGGCUUGUUUGCCACCGGUACUGUUAUGCAGUAAUAGAGGCUCGUAUACGGCAUGAGCCUAGAACACCAUGUCACGAAAUAAUGAUUUAGGUCAAGGUAGUCAUGUUGUAAAGGCCUGCAGAUGGUGUGAAAGCUCAUAAACAGUUUUGUGCAUCAGCAUGCAGCCACUUACAGUUCACUGCCUAGAGUGGUGUUUGUUACUCUAGAUAUUUUGUUUACAAAGUGCAAGGGAAGUGCCCAGAGUGAAAGUUUUUUAUAUUGUGCUCAACAUAUUUUCUUAAGCCACAAGGUUGAGCACAGCUAGACAUCACAUCAGCAACACUCUUUGGAGGAUGCAUAUGCCCUAGCUAUUGUGUGUGUAAAUUAUCUUGCAUAUGCACAUUUUAUCAGUUAAGAUGCCACUGAUUCUGUCCUCAAAGGAUGUCUUACAGGUUCUUUGAAUGGACAUGUGCCCAAAAGCACAAAUCAAUGUACAGACAAUUUUUUUACUGGGAAAAUUGUUGCAAACAAUUCAGGCUCUUGAUAAUGUAAACAUAACCUUAUUUUUUUAGUGGAAUCUAUACAUUUGUGCUUUUGGUAAAUGUGCAUGUUCACAUUUGUUUACGAGAAGUUUUUUCCCCCUCUUAUGUACAUCUUUGCCUUAGGGCAUGAAAGCAUGUCCUUUCUGAACAGCCGUAUGCAAGUUUACAAGGCCAUGUGCUGUUCCUAGUGUUUUUGAGCAGGCAGAACUUGCAGGAGUUGGGGAAUAUUAAGAAUACUGGAAGUAAGCGUUGCCACAGAAUAUAAUGCCAUAAAUAACAUCAUGUCUUAGCAACUUGUAUGGUAUUAUGCACUAUGGCAGUGUGGGGAAACUUGUGUAAUAUUUAAUGCCCUUAUUCAAGGGUGUCACUUGUUAGGAAACAGAUUUUGUACAACUGUGUGAUCUUCCCUUUUACUUUUUACUUUUCUUCACUGCAUUGCCAUUGUUAGCAACUUGUUCAUGUGUCAAAACAUUGCUUGUCUCUUUGAAGCUGCAUUAUGUCAUUACAAAACAGGUCUUAUAAAACUGUCAUAACUUUCCUCAAGGUUUUCUCUACUUAGUGCACACAUCUGUUGUCACUGUGCCAUAAACACAUUUGUCCUGGGGUGUAUUGUAUGAAUAUGGUUUUGGGGCUAGGCCUGAAUUAGCAAUAUUGCUGCUAAUGUUUAAGUGUUCAACAAGAAUAUAUUUAUCUUUACAUGUACAUAUACAAGCCUCUUAACUCUCGCCUUUAAAUUUUAAGACCAGAGUAUUGUACGAGCGAAAUUUAUGUUCUUCAACUAAGUUUACUAAGUGUGGUGCUAAGAGAGAAACAGUGCUUUGUGUUUAUGGCUAUCAGUGAUCGGCAGUCACAAAAGAAGAAGAAGAAAAAAAAAACAGAAGAAAAAAAUGUGUGGCCCUUUGAUACUUACAUUAAACAUUAAAAUGCAUAAAGAUUGUCAUUGCAAUUUGUAUUUUCAGACACUGUCUAAAGCAAAUGCUACACUUUCGACGCUACCUAGUUUUUCAGUUUAUUUGCCUGCAACCUAACUUUUAUGGUGUAUCUGUUCUGUAUCUGCUGAACUUGGAAACUUUAAUGGCAGGAUACACCCGCUAUGGUGUAUGCACUUGUAUGCGAAAUGUUUGGUUCCUUUAAUUGGUUGUUGUAUUGUGUUAGCUCAUUUGAAUGGAAACAUAGCUCCAAUUGCUGUCAGUGGCAUCUUUUUUGUAGACAUUUGGACCUUGUGCAAGCGCAUCCAAGUGUGCCCCAUCAGUAGCAGCAAUGCACCUAAGCUAAAGACAUCCCUGGGUGGAGCAGUAACAAGUAAAGAUGUCUUUCUAGGAGAAUUUAACGCUAUGGUAGUAGUUACAACAUUGAUCAAGUGAGUGUUGUCUAACCACUGAAUUAACUAGCCACUCAGAGGCUUAGCAGCUGAUCAAGAAAGUGGUAACGAAUCUAAAGAGCAUACAGUGAGGCGUUGGGAAGGAAAAUGAUGAGGGUAACCUUAAGAUAUAAAGACAACAGUAUGGAUUGGAAAUCAAAUGGGGGUUGAUGAUAUGCUAGUCGAGAUUAAGAGGAAGCUUUAGCUCGGGUGCUCCUAAAUAAAUACAUGUAAAAGGAGAAUUCAUUUUUCUCGGCAACCACUGCACCAAAUUUGACGAGGUUUAUUUUGUUUAAAAGAAAAACUUAAAAUCUACUGACUGUUUGUUUCAAAUUUUUGAUUUAGGUCCUCAAUGUUUUCUUAAACAUUGGCAAAAAUCGGAAAUUUUCAAAAAACGAAACUAUGAAGUUUACAACUCUGUAACUCAGAAACGAAAAACGAUAAUACAAUUCUGUGAAUUGCAUCUAAUAGUACAUCUAAAGCAGACAAAAUUAAUAUGCUAUGCAUGAAUCUCAAAAAAUUUAGUAAUAUUCAACUACAGCUUUUGCAGAACCUUUGUAAACAAUGUAACAAAUUCACAUAAGAUAUAAAAUAACAUAUCAAAUUUGUCCGCUUUCAAUGGUCUAAUGGAUGCCUUUUACGGAACUGCGAUAUCUGUUUUUGAUGCAGAGAGAUGAAUUUGUAACCUUUGUUCUUCUAUUUUUUUUCGAACUUUCGCAUUUUUCAAAAUUCUUUUAACAAAAUUCAGGACAUCAAUCGAAAUUCAGCUUCCAGUAGUCACUAGAAUUUAACUUUCUCUCUCAAUUGCAACAAAUUUAAUUAAUAUUGGUCCUGGGGUUAUCUCAGAAAAACGUUUUUGCGUUUUACAUGUAUUUGAAUAGGCCGCGCCGGAGUUGGGCCCGAGCUAAAGCUUUCUCUUAAGAGCAAGAACUGGAGUUGGAUAGGUAAUGUAAUGCAUCGAGCAGGUUGUCUCUUAGGGCAACAGAAUGGGUGAUUAGGGAAAGGGAAUACAGUUGAACAUAGCAGAGAAGCGAUAUCCUCAAUGGGGUGCUGAACUUAACAAAUUUGUCGAUAUAUGGUGGAUUUUCAUUCCCACAUGGCAGGGGUAAUUGGAAGUGGCUGGGAGCGGCCUUCAUCCUGAAAGUUGCCACGAGAUGGAUUUGUGUUACUUGAAAUAAACCAAACGCCAAUCCCAAAACUUAGUGCUUAGUUGAAGGCACUAAGUGCAUAUUUUCCUAGCUUUUUACCCUUGAGAAAGCCGAGAAUAAGUCAAAGGAACAAUUGUACUGUUUAAGAGGCCAGUGGGUUCCUGAUGGCACUUUUCGUGGAACUCUGUGCCUCAUGCAUACUGUGCUAGUGUUUUGCCAUAGGCCAUCAAUGUGGUUGAAACACAUGCCAUCCAAGCAAAUCCAAGCAAAUAUAGUUUAAUGAUGCUGGGAAAUCGUGUUCUUAGUGAAUUUUAUAUAGAGCAAGUACUCUUUUAUAACGAAAGCAACAGUUUUUCAUCCACUUGCAACCAAAGGUGUCUUGCUGUGUACAUUUGUGCUUCUCUCUGCUGCUUAAUCACUUCCUAAGUGUGAUAUCUCAUCCAGUGCACAUUAUGAUCUUAUCAUCCAGAGAUAGGAUUUCGCACCGUACAUUUAACCACCCAACAUGUUGAUAUAGCAUUAACCUCAGCACCUCCUUUAUAAUUUGGCCUUGCCUAAUGUGAUAAAUUAUUUUUGCAAAUGAUAAAUUUCGUAAUGCAUACAUGCUUUGUGCUUUUUCAUUUCAUGUGGUAAAGAACUUCACAUUUGCCAUAUGAGACAAGCAUUACAUUAGAAUGACUAUUUGCCUGAUUAAGCUAAUUUUUGAAGUAGCUGCAAUGUAAGUCUUUGUAUGGGCUAGUUGUUCGGGCUGGAUGCUUCAUUUGUAAAGCUUUGGUUAAUUUAUAGCUUCAGACACAAACAUUACGUGGCUCACUUUUUUUUUUUUGCUUCUUUAGAUAGCUGCUGAGUCACCAAUCAUGAUAAGGCCUCAGUUCUUUGAAAUGCAACAAACCAUUAGAUAUAUGUUAUAAUGUGACCAGUUCGAAACACGCAAGCAGAGCAUGGCUUCAUGGUGUAGGGUGUUGAGCAGAACUUUUUGAUACAUCGUGUAAAUCAGAAGUGUUGGUUUUGUGAUAUUGCAAACUGCUGAUGUACGUGUCAGUCAGCGUAGUGCAGUUGUUGCAGGCCAUGCUGUGACUGUGUUGCUGAAAGCUGGGCAAGCACCACCACAUUAGGCAUUCUUUUCUCUGUCACAGUGCACUUCUCCGCAUUUGACAAUGAAUGAGCCUGGUCAUCUAUUGUUGCUUCUUGCGGAACAUGGAACACGCCUCUUAAAUUCUCUCCCCAUAUCGCAUUGAAUGCCCGACAGUGAAUGUGUCAUGGUGUGGCUGCAUGGCCUGCAACCACAGCACUCGACUGACAGACUUCCACAACAGUGGUUUACGACAUCACAUGAUCAUCACCUCCAGUUUUCAUGAUGUAAUGAGGAAGGAAGCCUGUUCGGGACACUGGAAGCUGCGCUCCAUUACGGGUGCAUUUUGAAUUGGUUGCUUUAACACUUUAACCCACAAAAUAAUUCUGGAAAAACAUAUCAAAUUUCUAUUGUUUUUUUAUGUAGCCACGAAUUUUUUCUGCGUCAUUCUGAUUCUGAAAAUAUAUUACUUGAUUCUUGAUUACAUGUUUUUCCAGACUUCUACUAACCUCCAUUGUUGAAAAUUGAACCUAGCGGCAAUUGCCAACGGUAACUCGUUUUUGGCAAUGGGAGCAGCACAUCGGGUUGAACGAGUGUGACUCGUCAUUGGCAAUAUUGGUACAACCUCCCAUGACGAGUACAGGUCGGCAUUGGGGGCUAAAGGGUUAAAGGAUUAUACAAUUAGUGAACUAUUGAAGGCAACUAUACAAGAAAGCAAAGCAAGCGAAAAGUUUUGUGUAAUACUACCUCAAUUGGCACUAAAUUUAGUACAAUAUGCCGAGUCUCCGCAAAGAAAAAAAUCUCACCAGACAUGCUGUGUCGUGCACUAAUAUUUAUCCUGGUUAAGCCAAAAUCAUAAUGCAUAUUUAAUUCUCAUCACCAUGCAUUAAGGCAUCAGGUAUGAUUGACUGAUUUAUUGAUUCACGGAGUUUAAAGUACCAAAGAAACACUGGCUAUAAAGGAGGCCAUUGCGGAGGGCUUCAAAUUAAUUUUGACCUCCUGGGGUUUUGAAGUCUUCAAACUCUGUAAAAUCCAUGCAACAUGCACCCUUUUAAAGGCUGUUUAAUCCAUAGAGCAUUCAGCAUCUUCCCAGAUAUUCUGCAUUAUGUGCAAGUGAAAAUCAAUACCACCAGUCCCGUGUUCCGAACUGCAAGACAUGACUUAAAGCACAACACUGUAGAAUAGCUGUUUUGACAAUUUCUCUAAUUUAAAGUGUGGUUGUGUUGCAAAUUAGUUAAAGAUCGAACUGUUACUGCACAAAUGGCGUAAAAGUUCUGGCCUGUGGACAUUGUUGCAAAAAACUGGUUGCAAUGUAGCAACUUCUCAACGUAUGCUCUAUUGAACAUUCUGUGAUGUUGCAUGUAUGAACAAACAUUUAUUUUGCAGGGUUACCACCAUCAAACACUAAAAAAUUUCACGGCCUGAGAAUUUCACUGCACUAUGUUGGGUCUUGCAUUAUGUUAUCCCAUGUUUAGCAAAGGCGACUGUAUCGCCAUGCUGCACAUAAACAGGAGUGUGGAAACGCUGAUCACAUGUUAACGGUCCUGAACUAUUUAGUGUGCAAUCUUGUCUGCUGCAUUGUGAUAACAACAAUAGUCAGUGUUUGAACUGUGUAUAUGAUGUGUAUUUUCAAAUGUUGAAGUGACAAAUAGCAUCUCGCAAAUGUAUAUCUACAGAUUCUUGUUGCUGUUACACAUUACUUGGCCUGAACUUUUUGUGUCAAGAUAGAAGAGCAAACUUGAUUUUUCUUCAUGGAUGCAUGAAACUUAUCACUAGAUGUGAAUGUUUGAUACACGUGUCCAUAGUAUAGUACAACAUGAAACUGUUUCUCAUUACAAGUGGGCUCAUUUUGAAUUGGCCACAUUGUUUAACAAUGCAUUGUUACUGUGCUGAGUUAACUAUCAGACGCCGCUAAAGCAUUGCCUUAUAAAUGGUUAUGGCCUUUGGAACUGUCAGUGCAGUGAAUUUCACUUUUCUCUUGUUAGGUAAUCAUAGGUAUUGUCUCACUGACAUUGCAGCUGUGAACGGCUGGUCUUUUGUAGUGUUUUUGUUGCAAUACUAGGAACAUUAAGGUUACUGCAAUAAAGGUUUGGGGUACAAGGUAAA
Molecule: messenger RNA, 7853 nt
Organism: Dermacentor andersoni
Lineage: Eukaryota; Metazoa; Arthropoda; Arachnida; Ixodida; Ixodidae
Biological process (GO): phosphatidylinositol phosphate biosynthetic process; intracellular signal transduction; protein ubiquitination
Cellular component (GO): phosphatidylinositol 3-kinase complex
Molecular function (GO): 1-phosphatidylinositol-3-kinase regulator activity
Source: RefSeq, a predicted model, not a curated record